Molecule: messenger RNA, 765 nt
Organism: Colletotrichum lupini
Lineage: Eukaryota; Fungi; Ascomycota; Sordariomycetes; Glomerellales; Glomerellaceae
Exons: 7
Coding region: 1-765 (254 amino acids)
Source: RefSeq, a predicted model, not a curated record
AUGGGCUCUGCGCCACCCCCGAUGAAAGGCGCGAAAGAUCAAUACGUUCCUCUAAGUCACUGCUCUGGUGGUGCAAUCUCCCCUGCCCUGACGGCCGAAACCUUAGGGCCUUUUCAAGACUCCAUCGCCGUCAAAGAGCUUUCUCAGAAUUUCCAAGAUGCCAUCAUGAUAUCUCGCAAAAAGGUUUACUCAAGUCAGACCAUGCGUAGACAGCAGGAAGUAAGCGUCAAUGCCACAAUCCAAAUCUCGACCAGUCAACAUAGUCCCGUGGCUACUGUCUGGCGGAAAGAUCAAAAUGAAGAGGACUUUCGAAGCCUUGUAUAUGCUGUCUCCAAGGAAUAUCCAUAUGAUCACAGCAUGUCCUUUACCCUGAAGCUUACGUACAGUUCAAGUGAUCUACCGGCCUUCUCGGGUAUACACAACAUCUGCAUCCAGUUCUUGGAGAGGACUAUCUGGCCGGUCACUGAACUUCGGACUUUCGGCGUGGCUUCUUGUGGAUUCCCGAGGGAAACUUCUGCUAUCACGAAAGAGACAACCGCCGCGCCCCUCCAUGAAAUCGUCAUCCACCCAAGAAAUCCCGAUAAUACAUACGAGAAGAUUCUCACAUACCACAACACUGGCUCCAUACGACAUGCUACCUUCGAUGAGCCGGCUGCGGCUGAGGACACGGUCAAGAUAGCGCAUUCAGAUUUCUUCAGAGUGAACGAUGGUGAUCGAGACUACGUAGCCUCGAUUGUCAUUGGAUCGGGAGACAAAUCGAACUGA